AUGUCUCUUAAACAUGUAGCCAAAGCAAUUGUUAUCCACGAACAGGCGAUUUACGACAUCCCAGGGGCCCUCGACACGAUCACCAACAUCACCCACAAAAGAUUUGUGAAUUACAUCGGCCACUCUCAAGGGGCCACAUUGGCCCUCAUCUACUUCUCCGAGUUUCCAACACAUACCAAGAAUAUAGGCACCACUUUGCUUUUGGCACCGAUUAUUGGAUGGCCUGAAAGGACGCAGGAGGAGGCUGACCUGCUGAAGAUCUUGUACAAUGAACUUGUGAAUCACAGUGAGAAGAGGGAUUUAAAUGAUCAAUUCCAUGCCAAAAGUUGGUACGGAAAAAUGAUCCGGUCGUUCUGCAGAGCCUACAGGAAGAAACCGAGUGGUUUCUGUGAAAUUUUCAGAUUCAUAGUUCCUGGAUAUAACAGAUGUGACAAAGAUAUCCCUGUAUCAGAGGAAUUUCUGGACUCGAUGCCUGCUGGAGUAUCUUUCCGUCAGGUUUUGCACUACAUGCAAAUAUACAUGUCCGGUAAAGAUAAUUAUUUACAUUUAGCCAACUCCAGGGCUUCGAUUAUGGACCAGAAGGCAAUAUGGAAAACCAAACAGCCCGAGCCCCCUGUAUAUGAUGCUGGACAUGCAAAGAACGAGCUUUCGGUAUUUUAUUCCGAAGAUGACAAUAUAUGCGCUCACGAUUAUAAAUAA
This is a messenger RNA of Ctenocephalides felis (cat flea), 699 nucleotides long. Its product is annotated as lipase member K-like. The record is from RefSeq and is a predicted model, not a curated record. NCBI's taxonomy places the organism in Eukaryota, Metazoa, Arthropoda, Insecta, Siphonaptera, Pulicidae. The transcript is spliced from 5 exons. The coding region runs from base 1 to 699 and encodes 232 amino acids.